UUUCCCUCCAGACUGUUGCUGCCACUGAACCACCUGCGAUCGAAGAUGAGGUUUGUUUUGGCAACUGCGCUUGUGCUCGCCCUUGUGGCGGCCACCUGCAACGCAGCCAUCACCAAGGAUCAAGUGACCUCCCUCCCAGGCUGGGACAAGGCACUUCCUUCCAAGCACUACUCCGGCUAUCUCCCUGUUGGAAACGGCAAGGGUUUCCUCCAUUACUGGUUCAUUGAGUCCGAGAAGAACCCAUCCACCGCCCCUGUCGUCGUCUGGCUCAAUGGCGGCCCCGGUUCCUCCUCUCUCGUUGGCCUCCUCACGGAGAAUGGCCAGUUCCAGACCAACGACAACAGCCUUGACGAGCACGGCAACAUCACCCUGCUCUACAACCCAUACUCCUGGAGCACCAUCGCCAACAUGCUGUACGUCGAGCAGCCCAAGGGCGUUGGCUUCAGCUACUGCGCCGAGGGCGUUGACUGCGUCAACACGGACGAGAGCGUUGGCGAGGAGUUUGCCGAUUUCCUCGACGGCUUCUUCAACGGCUUCUCCGAGUACAAGAAGAACGACUUCUACAUCACCGGCGAGUCGUAUGCCGGUAUCUACAUUCCCGAGAUUCUCAAGGCCGUGGAUGCCCGCGGUAACCUGAACCUCAAGGGUGCUGCGAUUGGCGAUGGCUGCAUCGGUAACGAGGUGUCGACGUGCGGCUUCCAGAACCAGGCUGACCGCAUUGCUGUGGAGUUCUACUACGGCCACGGCAUGUACCCGCAGACCCUGUACCCCAAGAUCAAGGAUGCCUGCGGCAACUUCACCAAGGAGACGCAACAGUGCCGCGCCGCCCUCUCCGAGAUGAACCGCAAGAUUGGCAACUUUGACAUCUACAACGUCUACGACCAGUGUGGCAGCGACCAAGUCACGGUGUCUGACAUCUACCGCCAGCUGCGCGAGGCACGCGAGUUCACCACAACCGGCUCCCAGGCGUUUGCCGUGCACCCGCAGCUGCAGAAGGGCGUUGCCGGCGCCCUCAACGACUACGCGUGCGGCGCGGAGAAGGUGAUGGGCAUGUGGCUGUCCAAGCCCGAUGUGCAGAAGGCUCUGCACGUUGACCACCAGGGCCGCCAGCAGUACCGCCGCACCGCCGCCGACCUGCGCCCGCUCUACAAGACGCUGGCACAGAAGUACCGCAUCCUCAUCUACUCUGGCUCGGUCGACGCCUGCGUGCCCUACUGGGGCUCUGAGGAGUGGACCCGCGAGCUCGGCUUCCCGGAGAAGGAGGCCUGGCGCCCGUGGACCAGCCCAAGCUCGGACGAGCCAAACCAGGAGAUCCAGGCUGGCUACGUCACCACAUACAACGCUGGCCAGCACAACUUCACCUUCCUCACCGUCUCUGGCGCCGGCCACCUUGUGCCACAGCACAAACCAGCCCAAGCCUUGACCAUGUUCAAGCGCUUCCUCAACAACCAGCCGUUCUAAAGCGGAUGGCCCGCCCGCUGGACCGUGUGCGUGCGCGUGAGACAUGUUGUCGUUGGGACUGCAAAACGUACUCACAACAACACCAAGCAUCCCAACAGCAACCACACCACACCAACCACACAAACCAACCAACCAGUUGCGCCAAGUAAACACGACACCACAAACCA
Salpingoeca rosetta is the source of this 1628-nucleotide messenger RNA. RefSeq lists its product as uncharacterized. Gene Ontology annotation, biological process: proteolysis. Gene Ontology annotation, molecular function: serine-type carboxypeptidase activity. The transcript has 8 exons. The record is from RefSeq and is a predicted model, not a curated record. Bases 46 to 1461 code for a protein of 471 amino acids. NCBI's taxonomy places the organism in Eukaryota, Choanoflagellata, Craspedida, Salpingoecidae.